Messenger RNA from Brassica napus (rape), 812 nucleotides. RefSeq names its product small polypeptide DEVIL 22-like. The record is from RefSeq and is a predicted model, not a curated record. Gene Ontology annotation, biological process: negative regulation of cell population proliferation. Bases 341 to 487 code for a protein of 48 amino acids. The transcript has a single exon. NCBI's taxonomy places the organism in Eukaryota, Viridiplantae, Streptophyta, Magnoliopsida, Brassicales, Brassicaceae.
UGAUGUUUGAUGGUUUCCAUGAAACACUUCCUUGGAGAAUCAAAAAAGAUUGAUCCAUGCACAUCCCAAUGCCAAUAAAUGAACCAAAACUCAGACCACGUUCAUCUGUUUCUUCUUUCCUUCAUAUCCAAUUCACCUUUUCCCCCAAGAUUUCUCUUCUUCCUUCACUCCAUUUAUACUCUUUCAUUCCUUUUGCCACUUCUUCACAACUCUCUCUCUCUUCUUUCACCCACAAAAGGGUUUUUUCUUUUCUUUCCUCCAUCACAUUCUACACCAAAAGUCUCAACAUUUUCUCUUGAUUUUAUAUAAAUAGCAAAAAAAAAACACAUUGAUUGUAGUAAUGGCCGAGUUAAAGAGUAAGUUAAAUAAACGUCACGCCUUCACAAGCAAAUGUGCAUCCUUGGUGAAGGAGCAACGAGCUCGUCUCUAUAUUCUUCGUCGUUGCGCUACCAUGCUUUGCUGCUGGUACAUACAUGGCGAUGAGUAAUGAGAUGACUCUCAUCCUUCAAUAUAUAAUACACAUAUAUUAAUAGAUAUCUCAAUGACCCUAUUCGCUAGUUCUUGAAGCUCUCCUUUGGCUUCUUUGCCAUUUCAACAAAAAAAACUUCAGUUCUCUUUCUGAUUUGUUAUGACGCAAACUCUUUUACAUUCCAUCUCAUUUUUUAACCUAUAAAGGAUCAAUCUUUUGUCCUUUAGGUUUUAUUUUUUGGUUUGCAUCAGACAAGAGAGAGAGAGCAGCAAGAGAUGUUUAUCUGCCAAUCAAGCCAGAGUGUUACUGUGUCUGAAACAGAGAAGCUAGAGAUGCUGAUUCU